UGUAGAGGCCAGGGCCAGGCAGGCUACGCGCAGCUCGCGGAGUUCGGCCGCCGGCUCCCUCGCGCUUCCCUUGUCCGCUGUCCGCUCAGUGAUCGUCGGGUGCGUCACGCGUGUCAGCGUGCGAAGGGCUAAUAGCAGAGCCGUCGCGGCUAUCCACCGUUGUCCCGUGCGUGCGGUCGUUCCGGCACGCCGCCUAAUCGGAGCGGAGCGGAGCGGAGCGGAGGAGCGUAGCGUGGCGUAGCGCGGCGCGAGCGCGACGCAGUGCAGCGAGGGAGCGUGCGUCGUCAAGUCUAGGGAGCACAGCCGGUGGUGAUCGCCACAGCCAGCGCGAUGGUCGUCAAGAUCUACGUAUCGGGUAUCAGCGGCAACAAGGAAGUGAAGAAAAGACAGCAACGUGUGAUGAUGAUUCUAGAUAGUAAAAAUGUAGAAUAUGAGGUCAUCGAUAUAACAGAGCCAGGCAAGGAAUUAGAGAAGGAAUUUAUGCAAGCCAACAGUAAUGCUAGGAACAACAAGUACCCAUUGCCACCACAGCUAUUCAACGAAGAUGAUUAUUGCGGUGAUUAUGAGGAUUUUGAUUUAUCAAACGAAAUGGACGAACUCGAAAAGUUUUUGAAAGUAACGCCGGCGGUCAGUACUGCGGAAAUCACUCUGGAUUCAAAAUCGAUUCAAGAGAAUGGAAAUACUUCAAGUCGAGAGCCUUCCGCAGACAAAGAAGCAAGUAUACUUUCCGACAGUUUACCAGAAAGGACAACUCCAGAACGCGAGACUAAAGCGUUAGAUGACUCUAAACCAACCGAAGUAGAUAGCGCGGCAAAAGUUAUCGCUAGCGAUGAAGGAGAAGAUAAUGGCGAUAAAAAUGAAGAGAAGUCCGACGAUCAAGAAAAAGAGGAAUAGAUACGAGAUAUACCCAUGUAAAGUUGGGAUAUUCCACACAAUGACAUCCUUCCUUUUCCACCCACAAACGUAUUUUGCAAAGCUACGUUUAUUACAUUACUAAGGCUGAAUGAAGGUACUGCCAAGAUAAUAUUCUGCAUUGCAGAAAGUCUGUUGAGUGAUCAGUAUAAAUGACGCAUGGGACAUUCUUUUAUAGAAUAUACUUUGUAUUUUUAGAUCAACGCGUCUUCACAGAAUGUUUUGCAACAGGUCUGAUUAAGUGAUAUGAGACAAUUUCUUUAUAUCGCUAUCUUUAUGUACAUCCUCACGUUUGUUUAUUAUUUUUGCAUUGUUUCGCACCGCACCAUACCUGAUACAUUAUAGCACAUCCGAUUGAAGUAUAUAUUUUUCUUUUACAUGUGCAACUUUCUCGUCAUUUUGUUGCCGCGUGCAAAGCGUACAAAAAUAAAUGUAGACUAUAGCAACACAUAUACACAGUAUCAUUUGAGAUAUACGAGGACAGGUACAUAGAUAAAUAUAUAGAAUUGAACUUUUUUUUUAAUUUUUAGAUAUAAUUAAUGUGUUACAGAAAAAAAUUUGAUAUUCGUAUUAUACUUUUAAUUGAACACAACAGUAUUAAAGAUAAGUUCGGCUUGUUAUAAAAAAAUUUUAUUUGGUCACUUUAUUUUUUGUGUUAAGAUAACCAGUCUUUCCAAAUAUGCUUUAAGAAAUCAUUGAUUUCUUAAGCUUAAUUGUAUAUUGAUUAGAACUAGUUAUUAGAAGGAGCAGAAUAAAAGGAGAGAUUUUUAGAUUUUUAUAACUGAAUUAUAAAUCUUUUUCAUAGCAUGAACUUCCAUUUUCUACUCAGGACAAAAUUACGCUGGUGCAUAUGACUCAUAUUGGCGUGACAUGAUUUCAUUGAUAUGUGUGUAUAUGACUCAUACUUAUUCAACAGUCUAUUCGGCCGUUAGAAUCUUUGUAUCUAUAUUCGACGAUUCAGUUUUUUUAAAAAGUUAUUUUUUAAAACAGAAAAAAUUGAUUUACACAAUGCUUGUAAAUUAUAUUGUAAUAAUAUUAAAAGUUCAAAACAAAAGUGAGAGAGAAUUGUUAACAACUGCUACUAUUGAAACAAAUUAAAUUUUUUUAAUAUAUAUAAUAUGAAAGAUAUUUAAUGUUGUACAAAGUGGUAGAGUAUAAAUUCAAAAAAGAAACUUGGUGUAUACAAUUCAGAUAUUCAAAUUAGUAAUCUAAAUAGUGGCAGUUGUAUCAAUCAGAAGGCCUAUAUAAAUUAUUGUAUUAUUUCUUUUAUUAUUUUUUAGUCAUGAUAUUUUAUUCUAAUAUGCUCAGCAAGAUUAAUAUCUUGCAUAAAUCUUUUAUUGCUUAUCCAUCGUUCCAAACAAUACUUCCAUCAUAAAAAAUUAAGCUUUACCCAGUAUUUGCUACAAGUUGCUUUGUUAUAAAUAAAUAAAUAAAUGAAAUAAAAAGUUAUUUUUGCUAUUAUAAUUCUAUUCUUCAAUAUGAUGCAUUGAAUAUAUUAUUAUCGCUCAUUAAAUAUUAUAUCGCUCAUAUUACAUAUAAUUUACUGCUACAAUCAAAGAGAGCAAUGGCAAAGUUUUAUUCAUGUUGACGUUUUUCUUCUUACAAAGAUGCGGGGGAGGGAACGGUAACAAUAAAGAUUGAAUAUUAAUGUUAAAAUAAAUUUUAACAUAUAUUGAAGAUAUAUAAUCUUUAGAUAUAGCCAUAUUUACAAAAAUAAUAUUCAUUAUACACACACAAGCAGACACACGUACAUGUAUAUACAUAUAUAUAUGUAUUAUAUAUAUAUAUGGAUCAACAGCGAUCAUUGUUACAUGCAUACAAGAAUUUACUAAUAAAUACAAUGAUUCAA
Molecule: messenger RNA, 2761 nt
Organism: Solenopsis invicta (red fire ant)
Lineage: Eukaryota; Metazoa; Arthropoda; Insecta; Hymenoptera; Formicidae
Product: SH3 domain-binding glutamic acid-rich protein homolog
Exons: 5
Coding region: 331-894 (187 amino acids)
Cellular component (GO): cytoplasm
Source: RefSeq, a predicted model, not a curated record